AUGACAACUGCAGUACCUUCAACUACCCCACCAUCUGCAACAUUCCCAGAAUUCAUUUCGGGGAUCACUUUUAGCCAAGAGUUAGUAAACUUUGCAUAUGGUAAAACAGCGACUCAAGUACACAUAAUUGGUGGCGGGGAACCAGAUCAAGCGGUAGACGGAGAGACGGGAUACCUACAAGACGUGUCGUUAGGGGGCUGUACAUCAACGAAAUCUAAAGGCGCCACUAAGUGGUGGAAAGUAGAAAUGGAAAUGGACUAUAUAAUAAGAUACGUUGUUGUUUACAACACGGAAAUUAACAACAGUGUUCUGAACAACGCCAUAGUGGGUGUCAGUCGUGACGACAUUACAUAUGAUACAUGUGAUAUUAUAACAAGUGAUAUGGUAUCAACAUCGCGUGUAAUAGUUAUGGAGUGUGAUCACGUGAUGGUUGGACGAUACGUCAAAGUUACAAUCAAUAAAGAGGGUACAUCAUUGACCUUGUGUGAAGUUGAGGUGUAUGACAAAGACCCAUAUUCAGUCACGAAGUACAACGAUUCAAACACUGUUCAGUGCAGCGAUGGAUCGAUAAAUUGCCAUUUGGUAACCAAUGCUUUCACUGAGACUUCCCCAACAAUCAAUACGUCAUCCAGUGACGGCGAUGUAACGUCAAGUGGUACUCAAAGUCUAACAACGCCUCCAGAAAGCAGUUCAGAAACAGUUUCUGAGAUUCUUUAUUCCACAGAUAAUCUGACAACAGAAGCAGGCUGGCCUGAAGACACUGUUUCUGGAAUUCCUUAUGCACCAGGUUUAGUGAACUUUGCCUUUAACCAAACUGUCAUCUCAAAUAACGUGUUGGAAAAUGAAGCGUACCCCGAGAAAGCAGUAGACGGUUUCACUGAUUUCAACGAUUCGCUGCCGUACGGUGGGUGCGUGUACAUGAAAUCGGACACCAAGUUCAACUGGGUUAGGGCACUGUUUCCUGAAAUGGUCAUAAUCAAAUUCGUCAUUGUCUACAGUCCACGGCUUGGCAAUGUUAAUCUGUAUGAAGCGAUGGUUCAAACUAAGUCGCCGUCAGAUAGAUUGUUCGUUGACUGCGGGAAGAUUACUCGUAGUAUGGUCAAUACACGCCUACGAAUACGUGUUGAGUGUGAUCCAAUGAGAGUCGGUAACACUGCAAGGGUUCUUAUCACAAACAAAAAAGCAAGACAUAAGCUGGAGCUGUGUGAAAUGGAGGUGUACGAUCGAGAUCCGGAUACGUGGACAACACCAGCACCACCAACAACCGUAAAUGCCGCAACGACAGUAAUUGGAGCAGCAACAACGUCAUCAGCGGAUAAAACACAGUCAGUGGCAACAACGCCAUCAGCGGCAACAACAGCAUCGGCAACAGCAGUAGCUACGAUCGCCAAGUCGAAAACCGAAUUAGGACACACAUUAAAGUCAGAUCGACCAUCGACAGUUCAAGGGAUAAAUACGGAUGGUGAACACACUGCCGCACCUGUAGCAAUCUUUCCUAAGUCCACCUCGGGAAGCACUGUUCAUGAUAACCCAGAUCUUGAAUCGACAACUCAAGUAGUCAAUGCAGGUGGCGAUCACACAGGGAUUAUAACUGAAGUAACUGCAGCAACUUUACCUAAGUCUGCCUCAGAAGUCACUAAUAACCCAGGUGAACACUCGACCAGUGGCGACAAGAAGUUCUCCCCACUUAAAGAUCCAGCUUCUAGUGAGAUGAGCACUGCAGAAUCUAGUAAUCCAGGUUUGGGACUGGGUGUUGGGCUCGGUUGUACGUGCUUAGCUCUAGUAGGCGUCGCAGCUGGUAUCAAAUUUAUAUUGAUAAGAAAGAAAAGAAAAGUGGAAGACGAUGCUAAAUCUGAAUUGAGAAAUAAGUCAAAUAUCAAAGUCUUAACAACACUAGCGGAAGUUAACCAGGAGGCUGUUUCCGGAGUGCCAUAUGCAACAAGUUUGACAAACUUCGCCUUACACCAAAAUAUCACUUCAAAUAAUGCGUGGGAUAAUGGUGCUGAUCCUGAUAAAUCGGUUGAUGGCUUUACUUUCUUUAGCGAUGACCCUGUAUUUGGCGGAUGCGUGUUUAUGAAAUCCGACGACAAGACUAACUGGAUUAAAAUACAAAUGCCGAGAAGGGUUAUAAUAAAAUACGUCGUUGUCUACAGUACUAGAUUGAAAAAUAAUAACCUCUAUGACGCAACCGUACAGUCAAAGAAGUUGGAAGAUGACAAUUAUGAGGCAUGUGGGAAAAUCACAAAGAGUAUUGCUAACCGUUAUCUACAGAUAGUCAUAGAAUGUGAUCCUAUACGUGUUGGUGACUUCGUGAGAAUCGUCAACUCAAACAAGAAACAGAGGCACAGAUUAGAGCUCUGUGAAAUUGAGGUGUACGAUCAAGAUCCACUGCGCACAACAACAGCUGCGCCACCGACAACUCAACUGCCAAGUACACCAUCACUGUCUGCAACCAGUCAGCGACCAAGUACAGUGCAAAAAUAUACAACAAUAUAUCCAUCAACUGCACAGUUGCUAUCAACAUCAACUCGACAGCAAACUAAUUCGUUGCCUGCAUCAACAUUACCAAGUUCAACAAAUCAACCACCAACUAUGCGACCGUCAACUCCAGCCAUUGAAUUGCCAACUACACUAGUAUCUACGACAACCAGCCACCUGUCACAUAAAUCGUCGACCACUGAAUUGAAGCAACAAUUGUCCACACAUUCAAUGACAUUAACUAAUCAGGGGAAUGAAGCCUCAUCGUCUACAUUGCGACCUAGUACAAUGAGGAAACAAGAGACAGUACCAAUAACACACCAACUUACAACUAUAGCAUUAAUGAAUACUGCAGCCACACAAUUACCAACACUUUCAACGUUCCAGUCGUCAUCUGAUUCAUCUACGCGCACUACAACGAAGGAAAGUGUACUGAUUACAACUACACAGGUUAAGCCAGUGACAAAACAAUUUGUCACUGAACAAAUAACGACUACAAUACCGAGACAAUCAACAACAAGUAAAAUAUCUGCUACAACAAAGCCAAGCACAAUAGCAAAGAUAUCUACACUGGCUUCAACAAUAGAUAAUCAAACACCAUCAACUACUCGAUUGGUAUCUACACCAGAAACAGAUAUAUCACCAACUUCAACAGGUCGACCACUGACAAUAGUAGAUGAAUAUCAAAGCACUCAUGAACAAAGUGUACAACCAUUAACAACGUUGGCCCAUGAAUACACAACACCAAUAAUCAAGUCUUCAACUCCACAAAGGCCUAGAACACCAGCAACUACAAUCGAAAAUCAUGAAACAAAAGAAACUACUGCAACAGGUGAACUAUCUGCUACAACAAGGUUAUCUACAAUAGCAGAGAUAUCUACACUGGCUUCAACAAUAGAUAAUCAAACACCAUCAACUACUCGAUUGGUAACUUCACCAGAUAUAUCAGGAACAAAAAUAUCGCCAACUUCAACAGAUCGACCAAUGACAAUAGUAGAUGAAUAUCAAAGCACUCAUGAACAAAGUGUACAACCAUUAACAACGUUGGCCCAUGAAUACACAACACCAAUAACCAAGUCUUCAACUCCACAAAGGCCUAGAACACCAGCAACUACAAUCGAAAAUCAUGAAACAAAAGAAACUACUGCAACAGGUGAACUAUCUGCUACAACAAGGUCAUCCACAAUAGCAGAUAUAUCUACACUGGCUUCAACAAUAGACAAUCAAACACCAUCAACUACUCAAUUAGUAUCUACAUCCGAUAUACCAGAAACAGAUAUAUCACAAACUUCAACUGGUCGACCAAUGACAAUAGUAGAUGAAUAUCAAAGCACUCAUGAACAAAGUGUUAAACCAUUAACAACGUUGGCCCAUGAAUACACAACAGCAAUAACUAAGUCUUCAACUCCACAAACGUCUACAACACCACCAACUACAAUCGAAAAUUAUAAAACAAAAGAAAUUAUUGCAACGGGUGAACUAUCUGCUACAACAAGGACAUCCACAAUAGCAGAAAUGUCUACACUGGCUUCAACAGUAGAUAAUCAGACGCCAUCAAGUACUCGAUUGGUAUCUACAUCAGAUAUAACAGGAACAAAUAUAUCAGCAACUUCAACAGGUCGACCAAUUACAAUAGUAGAUGAAUACCAAAGCACUCAUGAACAAAGUGUACAUCCAUUAACAACGUUGGCCCAUGUGUACACAACUCCAAUAACUAAGGCUUCAACUCCACAAAGGCCUACAACACCAGUAACUACAAUCAAAAAUGAUGAAACAAAAGAAACUACUACAACAGGUGAACUAUCUGCUACAACAAGAUCAUCCACAAUAGCAGAUAUAUCUACACUGGUUUCAACAAUAGACAAUCAAACACUAUCAACUACUCGAUUGGUAACCACAUCAGAUAUACCAGAAACAGAUAUAUCACCAACUUCAACAGAUCGACCACUGACAAUAGUAGAUGAAUAUCAAAACACUCAUGAACAAAGUGUAAAACCAUUAACAACGUUGGCCCAUGACUACACAACACCAAUAACCAUGUCUUCAACUCCACAAAGGCCUACAACACCAGCAACUACAAUCGAGAAUCAUGAAACAAAAGAAAUUAUUGCAAUGGGUGAACCAUCUGCUACAACAAGGACAUCCACAAUAGCAGAAAUGUCUACACUGGCUUCAACAAUAGAUAAUCAGACGCCAUCAAGUACUCGAUUGGUAUCUACAUCAGAUAUAACAGGAACAAAUAUAUCAGCAACUUCAACAGAUCGACCAAUUACAAUAGUAGAUGAAUACCAAAGCACUCAUGAACAAAGUGUACAUCCAUUAACAAUGUUGGCCCAUGUGUACACAACUCCAAUAACUAAGGCUUCAACUCCACAAAGGCCUACAACACCAGUAACUACAAUCAAAAAUGAUGAAACAAAAGAAACUACAACAGGUGAACUAUCUGCUACAACAAGAUCAUCCACAAUAGCAGAUAUAUCUACACUGGUUUCAACAAUAGACAAUCAAACACUAUCAACUACUCGAUUGGUAACCACAUCAGAUAUACCAGGAACAAAUAUAUCAGCAACUUCAUCAGGUCAAACAAUUACAAUAGUAGAUAAAUAUCAAAGCACUCAUGAACAAAGUGUAAAACCAUUAACAACGUUGGCCCAUGAAUACACAAUACCAAUAACCAAGUCUCCAACUUCACAAAGGCCUACAACACCAGCAACUGCAAUCGAAAAUCAGGAAACAAAAGAAAUUACUGCAACAGGUGAACUAUCUGCUACAACAAGGUCAUCCACAAUAGCAGAGAUGUCUAUACUGGCUUCAGCAAUAGAUAAUCAAACACCAUCAACUACUCGAUUGGUAUCUACAUCAGAUAUACCAGGAACAGAUAUAUCACCAACUUCAACAGGUCGACCAAUGACAAUAGUAGAUGAAUAUCAAAGCACUAAUGAACAAAGUGUAAAACCAUUAACAACGUUGACUGCCCUGGCUUCAACAAUAGAUAAUCAAACAUCAUCAACUACUCGAUUGGUAUCUACAUCAGAUAUAUCAGGAACAAAUAUGUCGCCAACUUCAACAGGUCUACCACUGACAAUAGUAGAUGAAUAUCAAAACACUCAUGAACAAAGUGUACAACCAUUAACAACGUUGGCCCAUGAAUACACAACACCAAUAACUAAUUCUUCCACUCCACAAAGCCCUACAACACCAGCAACUACAAUCGAGAAUCAUGAAACAAAAGAAACAACUACAACAGGUGAACUAUCUGCUACAACAAGAUCAUCCACAAUAGCAGAGAUAUCUACACUGGCUUCAACAAUAGACAAUCAAACACCAUCAACUACUCAAUUAGUAUCUACAUCCGAUAUACCAGGAACAGAUAUAUUGCCAACUUCAACAGGUCGACCAAUGACAAUAGUAGAUGAAUAUCAAAGCACUUAUGAACAAAGUGUUAAACCAUUAACUACGUUGGCCCAUGAAUACACAACAGCAAUAACUAAGUCUUCAACUCCACAAACGCCUACAACACCAGCAACUACAAUCGAAAAUCAUAAAACAAAAGAAAUUAUUGCAACGGGUGAACCAUCUGCUACAACAAGGACAUCCACAAUAGCAGAGAUAUCUACACUGGCUUCAACAAUAGACAAUCAAACACCAUCAACUACUCGAUUGGUAUCUACAUCUACACUGGCUUCAACAAUAGAUAAUCAAACACCGUCAACUACUCGAUUGGUAGCUACAUCAGAUAUAACAGGAACAAAUAUAUCAGCAACUUCAACAGGUCGACCAAUUGCAAUAGUAGAUGAAUACCAAAGCACUCAUGAACAAAGUGUACAUCCAUUAACAACGUUGGCCCAUGUGUACACAACUCCAAUAACUAAGGCUUCAACUCCACAAAGGCCUACAACACCCGCAACUACAAUCGAAAAUCGUGCAACAAAAGAAACUACUACAAUAGGUGAACUGUCUGCUACAACAAGAUCAUCCACAAAAACUCAUGAACAAAGUGUAAAUCCAUUAACAACGUUGGCCCAUGAAUACACAACACCAAUAACGAAGUCUUCAACUCCACAAACGCCUACAACACCACCAACUACAAUCCAAAAUCAGGAAACAAAAGAAACUACUGCAUCAGGUGAAAUAUCUGCUACAACAAGGGCAUCCACAAUAGCAGAAAUGUCUACACUGGCUUCAUCAAUAGAUAAUCAAACACCACCAAUUACUCGAUUGGUAUCUACAUCAGGAACAAAUAUAUCAUCAACUACAACAGGUCGACCAAUGACAAUAGUAAAUGAAUAUCAAAAGACUCAUGAACAAAGUGUAAAACCAUUAACAACGUUGGCCCAUGAAUACACAACACCAAUAACUAAUUAUUCAACUCCACAAAGGCCUACAAGACCAGCAACUACAAUCGAAAAUCAUGAAACAAAAGAAACUUCUACAACAGAUGAAGUAUCUGAUACAACAAGGUCAUCCACGAUAGCAGAGAUAACUACACUGGCUUCAACAAUAGAUAAUCAAACACCAUCAAGUACUCGAUUGGUAUCUACAUCAGAUAUACCAGGAACAAAUAUAUUACCAACUUCAAAAGGUCGACAAAUGACAAUAGUAGAUGAAUAUCAAAGCACUCAUGAACAAAGUGUAACACCAUUAACAACAUUAGCCCGUCAAUACACGGCAGCAAUAAUUGAGUCUUCAACUUCAUCAAGACUUACACCACCAGCAACUACAAUAGAAAGUUUAAAUUCAUUAGCCACAUUGGCCCAUCCAGUAUCUUCAACUCAAUCCAGACGUACACAACCAGUAAUUACAAAAGGACUGUCAGUAUCAAAAACUCCUGCAACAACCAAAACAAGUAUGUCAACUACAACUUUUGAUCCAUCAAUGCUGCCCGCAUCUGAGGGUAGUGAUUUAUUAAGUGAAACCUCAUCAUCAACAUCAAAUCGAACACCAAACCAAUAUGAAUCACCAGGGGUCACUACUUCAUGGCAUCUAAGACCUAACACAUCAACAACAACAACAACAUACCAUCCUGCAACAACUCGGGAAGCAGAUCAUUCAGAAGAAGCUACAAGUGUGAAAUUUGCCAACAACAAUAAUAUGUCGCCAACUAUUUCAUUAUUAUCAACUGCUACAUCACAUAUAACAUCAGAAUCGUUAACCACAUUGGUUCAACGACGUACAAAACCAAUAACGACCAAUUUAACUCAAAAACAAUAUGAAAGAGCAAGUGGUCAUCUAGUAGAAACAACACAAAUGCCUUCAAAAACGAAAUAUCAAACAACAUUUCAGGCAUCUAGACAGGCCUUUACAGAAGAUACUCAAUCAUCAAUUCCUGCAUUGUAUACAAGAAAGAAAUCGCAAAUAUCUACACUGGCUUCAAUAACAAAAGCUAAUCGCCAAUCAAUUCCGCCAUCAUCAACUGCAUCAUCAUCUACAUCAGAUCGACCAAGACCUAAUAUAUCACUAACUGCAACAGAUCAACCAUCGACUGCAGCAGAGCAAUAUCAACACACACUGGCCCAGCGACAAACAAGUAUACAGCCAAUAUCCACUAAGUUGGACACACUGUCAUCAAAUCUGGGCUCUACUUCAAUACAUUUUGGAGGGAAUCGUUCGUCUCUGUUAGAAACAAAGCAGGCACAAGCUGCCAGUGACACAACGGAUAACAAUAUGAUGUUUCCAAUCUCCGUGGUUGUAGCUGCAGUGUUGUCUGGCGUUUCCAUACUGGCUACUUUUACUUCACUUACACUAUUGAUCUUUAUGAUACGGAAACGAAGAAAAAAAGAUAGACACGAUACGGAAAGUGGCGCGUCAGAAGACACCAUAAAUACGACACUAAACGACAGCAGUAGUUCAAUUUCAACCCCGGAACAACAACACAAUUCGUAUCUCGCAUUCAAUGAACGAAGAUUCUAUGAUGAACUGUACGCCGAACAUGCGCAAAAGAAAUUUGAUGAUUAUCCUGACUAUUCUGCGCCAAAAUGGCACUGGACCGGUGAAGUAUGA
Messenger RNA from Saccoglossus kowalevskii, 8478 nucleotides. RefSeq lists its product as uncharacterized. The record is from RefSeq and is a predicted model, not a curated record. Lineage: Eukaryota; Metazoa; Hemichordata; Enteropneusta; Harrimaniidae.